This is a messenger RNA of Durusdinium trenchii, 1266 nucleotides long. The record is from the annotation of a GenBank genome assembly. Lineage: Eukaryota; Dinophyceae; Suessiales; Symbiodiniaceae.
AUGAGCGCGCUACGCCUUUGCCUUCUCGCUGCCCUCACCGGGCUGUGUCAGGUGCUGGUGCAAUCGGAGGAUGCGUCAUGCGAGGCAGCCAGCAAAGGGAACAGCGCAGCGCUACUCCAAGCAGCUGCCAACCGGACAGAGGUAGAGCAGGUUGUAGAACAGGGAGACGAUAUUCAGGACGAUGAGGACGAGCUCUCCGACUCCCUCCUGGAGCGUUCGCACUCCGGUGGAGCGCACCGAAAUGAGUCGAUGGAUUUGGAGGACUCGGUGGUCGCGAAGGGCUCGCGCCGCCGCCGCAGCCGCCGCCGCACCACCACCACGACCACCACCGUGGAUUGUGGCGAUGCAACGGAGUAUGUGUCCAUCUCCUGGCUGACGUCAGGUGGCAUGUGCUUGGAGGGCGUGAACAGUGGCGGGGCACAAACCAUCGACUCAGCUUCUUGCUCCUCCAUCAACAACGGCCGUGAUCGGUUUUACUUCGAGGAUAACGGGGAUGGCUACUGUACACUGAAGGCAGAUUUCGCCACUCGCCGCCGAAGCGCCAAAGGCAAGACUGUGACUUGUGGCACCAACAACCAGGCGCCGGCUUAUUGCAAGCAACAUGGAUCCCAGAGUUACAACAAGUUGAAGUUGGAAGAUUUGGGGAGCAACAAGUACUCCAUCUGGUGGUACGACAGCAAUGGCAACGAGAAGAUGGCCAAGAGAGAUACCUUUGGGAUGAUGAUUGAGGACUACAACAGUCAGGAUACAGCGGAUUUCAAGGUCUACAAGAAUGCCAUCUUCAGCGGAAACCUGCAGAAUUGCCAGCUGGUACCAGAGGCCUUGGUGGAGUGCUUUGGUAACAUGCUAGUGCGGAGCAAGCGUGCAGGGCACUUCGUGCCUUGGCACAUCUCCUUCCUCAGCAGCAUCGUGUCAGUGGGCUUGCAAGGCGUCUCGCGCAACCAAGUUCUAGUGAUGGAGUGCUUGCAGAAGAACAAGGGCAAGAGCUUGAUGAACUGCGGCUUGAGCCUCGACCGGCUUUUGCUCCUGAUCCAUGACUUCGACAGCACGGUGAUGUUGCGCCGGCCCUCCCCCGACAGCUGGCGACCUGAGGAUGCUGAGUUGGUUUUCUAUGCCAGCUGCCUUGAUUUGCUCGUCGGACUGGCGAUUGGUCGGAGCAACAUCGUCAAUAAGCCCUUCGUGGCUGACAUUUUCUCGAAGAUACACUGCUUGGCCUUGCUGAGCAAGGUGCCCUUUGCGGAGGAUCAGAGUUCCCCAGCGGGCGUG